Anoplophora glabripennis (Asian longhorned beetle) is the source of this 14939-nucleotide messenger RNA. It is a transcript of the gene mgl, whose product is annotated as low-density lipoprotein receptor-related protein 2. The transcript has 26 exons. Gene Ontology annotation, molecular function: calcium ion binding; protein binding. The record is from RefSeq and is a predicted model, not a curated record. Lineage: Eukaryota; Metazoa; Arthropoda; Insecta; Coleoptera; Cerambycidae. Bases 196 to 14049 code for a protein of 4617 amino acids.
GCGAGCGCACGCUGAGCAGGUGGUUGGUGUUCCGGAAUAUCGCCUAAUAUAAAAUACGUACUAACUGAAUACACUUCAAUAUUCGCUGUCGAAUAGUGGCUAUACGUCGCGCGUAGAAUUAUGUACAGAUCGCUUUGACAUUUUUAGCUUGUUAAUCUGAUAUGGUUUUGUGUAUUGUUUUAUUUUGAUUGUCGCAUGUGUGGUGUUUUGUGUAAAAUGCAGUGGCUCGGGGGAAACCCCAGCAUCUUCCAUCUCAUAUCUGUAGUAGGACUAUGUUACUGGACUAUUUCGAUUGUCUUAGCCGACACUAGGCUGACUCCGGGAUCAGGUGAUCCCUCUGGCGUGAUAUGUGACUUAGGAAUGUUUCGAUGUCCCGAGGGAAAGUGUAUCCCUUCGCUUUGGGUCUGCAAUUACCAGAAGGACUGUGAGAAGGGUGAAGAUGAAUUUCAAGCUUGCCCUCCACCCGAUUGCGAGCCUGGGCAGCUGACAUGUCGUCAAUAUAUGUGGAACAAAACAUAUUGUAUUCCACCACACUACCGCUGUGAUAAAACUAUUGACUGUAUCGACGGGUCCGAUGAAACCGAAUGCACAUACAGACAGUGCCAAACCGAUGAUUUUCAUUGUGGGACCAAACCAGCCGACCCUUGUAUUCCAAAAGAAAAGAAAUGUGAUGGAUAUUUGGAUUGCCGGUCAGGAAAAGAUGAACAGAACUGCCCAACGGGAGUCGCAUGUCGUCUAGAUCAGUUCAGAUGCAGUAAUGGAAAUCGUUGUAUCGAAUCUUCUCAAAAAUGCGAUCACAAAAACGACUGCGGAGAUAACUCAGAUGAGCAAGGAUGCAACUUUCCAAUCUGCCAUGGAGUACAAUUUAGAUGUUCUAAUGCCCUUUGUAUUCCUGGGGCUUUUCACUGUGAUGGAUAUCAAGAUUGCGCAGAUGGGUCUGAUGAGGUGAAUUGCACUGCGAUCGCAUGCCCAGAGAAUAAGUUUUUGUGUCCAAGUGGAAACGGACCUGGUAUACACAAAUGCAUUGCUAAAAACAAACUCUGUGAUGGAAAAAAAGACUGUGAAGAUAAUGCCGAUGAAGAGAUAGCAUGCUCGAAACUAUCGUGUCCUUCUCUCGGUUGCGAAUACAAAUGCCAAGCUUCUUUAACCGGAGGAACUUGCUAUUGUCCGGAUGGAAAAACAUUAGCUCCAGACAACCGAACCUGUGCUGACAGAAACGAAUGUAAUGAAUGGGGAUUCUGCGAUCAGCUCUGUACAAAUACUGCUGGAAGUUACAGUUGUGCCUGUGCCCCGGGAUAUAUUCUCGACAAGAACAGAUGUAGAGCUCAAAACAGUUCCUCACUUCUUUUGUAUUUUGCACAUGAGAAAUCAAUUUUUAGCAUGAAUCCGGCUGGUAAUAACGUUAAAAUUGUUGUUAAUACUACAGGUGCAAGUGGACUUGAUUUCCAUUACGGUUUAAAUCUACUCUAUUGGUCGGAUGUCAAAACUAAAAGGAUCCAUUCACAACCAUUAUAUGGAAACAACACCUUCGCAAAACCAGAUGUGGACAUUGCCCUCCUUGGAACAUGGCUACCAGUCGCUAUAGCAGUAGACUGGAUAGGAAAUAAAUUGUACGUUGCCGAUUCUGUUGGACAAAAAAUAGAUAUUUUUGAGUUGCAAGAACGAGGCCACGCCAUUGUGUUGGGUUCAAAUUUAACGAACCCUUCUGAUAUAGCUUUAGAUCCAACUAUCGGUUAUAUGUUUGUCGCAGACAGUUCACAGGUACUUAGAGCUAAUAUGGACGGAACGAAUACGGUAUCUAUAGUAUCCGAGGCGGCAUAUAAAGCUUCUGGAAUUGCCAUCGACAUUAUAGCAAGACGAGUGUACUGGUGCGACUCUCUACUCGACUAUAUAGAAACGGUAGAUUAUGACGGGAAAAACAGAUUUUUAGUUGUGCGAGGUCAGCCUGUGCCUAGCCCUGCGAGACUGGCUCUGUUCGAAAGUCGGGUUUACUGGACCGAUGGAACAAAACAGGGUGUUAUGUCUGUUGAUAAAUAUGAGACGAGCACUAUUCAUUCCAUAUAUCGAAUGCGCGAUAUCAGAGACCCAAAGGCUAUCAAAACGGUGCAUCCGUUAACUCAGCCAUAUGUAAGCAACCCUUGUGGACAUAAUAAUGGCGGUUGCCAGCACAUGUGUGUAAUAACCAACACGGGUUCAGUUCUCGGAUUCCGAUGUGCCUGCAAUAUCGGUUAUCGAUUAAGAGCAGAUGAAAGAAAUUGUGAUUUAGUUACGGACUUCCUAAUGUAUUCUCAACAGAGAUUUAUUAAGGGGAAGAUUUUAGAUCCUGUGAUUGAUGGAUUUAGUGAUGCUAUGCUUCCCGUAGUUUCGCGAAGAGCAAGAUUUGUAGGUCUCGACUUUGACGCUUUUGAUCAGCACAUAUAUUACUCUGAUGUACUUCAAGAUGUCAUUUAUCGAGUACACCGAAAUGGCACAUCUAAAGAAAUAGUUUUAGCUUCUCAAAACGAAGGAGUAGAGGGUUUGGCUGUAGACUGGGCAGCAAAAAAUUUAUACUAUAUAGACAGUCGCAAAGGAACCUUAAAUGUCCUAUCUACUCGCAAUGUCACUUAUAGAAGAACGUUAUUAAAAAAUCUCAAGAGACCGAGAGCGAUUGUUGUUCAUCCAAAUAAGGGAUACAUAUUUUUCUCAGAAUGGGACAGGCCGGCAAACAUUUCCAGAGCUCUAAGCGAUGGCACAAAUUUAACAGUUUUUAAAAAUCUUACGCUUGGCUGGCCAAACGGAUUGUCGAUAGAUUUUACAAGUGAUCAGCUUUAUUGGUGCGACGCUCUCCUGGAUCAUGUUCAACAUUCGAAUUUGGAUGGCACUGAUGUGAAGACCGUUAACUCCAGGCUUAUAAGACAUCCCUUCAGCAUUGUAAUUUAUAAUGAUUUCAUGUAUAUAACGGAUUGGAGGUUAGAUGCAAUAAUCAAACUUCAUAAAUUAACUGGAGACUCCGAAGAAAUUUUAGUUAGGGAACCACAGACUAACAGACUGUACGGAGUGAAGAUUUACAGUGAAAUGGAACAAUCCGUAAGUAUAGGGCAUCCUUGUUUCAACAAUAACGGGGGAUGUGAGAAACUAUGCUUUGCCAUUUCAAAAGAACAUACGUCUGAACUUGAAGCUAAAUGUGCUUGCCCAUAUGGUGAAACCUUAACGAAUGACGGGAAAACAUGUCAAGCGGAUCCGAAUCAUGAGCCUCCCGUACAAGCUUGCACCAACAGCUGGGACUUUACUUGUAACAACCAACGCUGCAUACCAAAGUCGUGGGUGUGCGACGGAGACGACGACUGCUUGGACAACAGCGACGAGGAACAAAACUGUACAAAACCAACGUGUAAUACAAAUGAGUUUCAAUGUAAAUCGGGUCGAUGUAUUCCCAUGACAUUCAAAUGCGACGCAGAAAACGACUGCGGUGAUUUUAGUGACGAAACCGGUUGUGUGAACGUGACCUGCAGUGCCACUCAGUUUCAUUGUGAUAAUGGUCGGUGUAUACCUAAUACCUGGAAAUGCGAUUCGGAGAAUGAUUGUGGAGACGGUUCGGAUGAAGGGGACACUUGUGCUGAGAAAACAUGUGCGUACUAUCAGUUUACCUGCCCCAGAACUGGCCACUGCAUACCUCAGAACUGGGUGUGUGAUGGAGAUGAUGAUUGCUUUGAUAAACAGGAUGAACAAGACUGUCCUCCGAUUACUUGUCAACCGAAUCAGUUUAAGUGCGCCGACUUGAGACAGUGUAUUCAGGAAAGUUAUAAAUGCGAUGGAAUUCCAGACUGCAAUGAUGGAAGUGACGAAUUAGGAUGUCCGUCUAUUGAACCAAAUCAAUGCAACUUUGAGAAACAGUUUCAAUGCCAGUCAUCGGGUAUAUGUAUUCCUAAAACAUGGCACUGCGAUGGUACACCUGACUGCGAUGACAGAUCCGACGAGCCCGAAUCUUGUGGCAACAUCGAUUGCCCUAACAACUUCUACAAAUGUAACAGUACCAAGUGCAUAUUUAAGGCGUAUAUUUGUGAUGGUAAAGAAGAUUGCGAAGAUGGAUCCGAUGAAAGUUACAUUCACGCUUGUGGAAGACCUCCGUUCAGAUGUCCGGCGGGACAGUGGCAGUGCCCAAAUGUGACAGAGCGAUGUGUUAAUUUAACGACCGUUUGCGAUGGCAAACCAGACUGCCCUAAUGGAGCGGAUGAAGGACCAGAUUGUGAUUUUGAUGAAUGUCAACAUCAGGGAGGGUUAUGUUCUAAUGGAUGUAAACAAACUCCGCAGGGCCCACUAUGCUUAUGUCCAAAAGGUGAAACGUUAAGAGCAGAUGGAACCAACUGUGAAGAUCUCAACGAAUGUGACCCACCUGGUAUUUGUUCGCAAAAUUGCAUCAAUACGAAAGGCUCCUACUUCUGCAGUUGCGUACCCGGAUAUAUUCUAGAACCUAAUAAACAUUCCUGCAAAGCUUACAAUCACUCUUCGGCAUUUUUAAUUAUAUCGAACCGACAUUCAAUUCUGGUGGCGGACCUAAAAGACCAAGGGUUGGAAAGAGUGCCAAUUAUCGUCGAAAACGUUGUGGCGACAGCUUCCAACAUGCAUACAGGAACAAUAUUCUGGUCCGAUAUGAAGUUAAAAAAAAUUUCUAAACUGGACAGGGGCAGUGAACCCGUGGAAAUAAUAUCUAAUGGUUUGGAUUUAGUGGAAGGUCUGGCGUACGAUUGGAUAGGAAAAAAUAUUUACUGGUUAGAUUCUAAGUUAAACACAAUCGAAGUUGCAAAAGAAAAUGGAUCUAACCGAAUAGUGUUGGUAAGGGAAAAUAUAACCCAACCUCGUGGAAUGUGCUUAGAUCCCAGUCCCGGAACAAGAUGGCUCUUUUGGACGGAUUGGGGCGAAAACCCUCGUAUCGAACGUAUUGGAAUGGAUGGAACAAAUCGUUCGACUAUAAUAAAUACCAAAAUAUACUGGCCUAAUGGUUUAACACUGGAUACAGCCACCCAAAGGGUUUACUUUGCCGACUCUAAACUCGAUUUCAUAGACUUCUGCUACUAUAACGGCAGUGGGCGCCAACAAGUCUUAGCUGGUAGUCACUACCUCCUUCAUCCCCAUUCCCUUACAUUGUUCGAAGACACCCUCUACUGGACAGAUAGACAACUGAACAGAGUAUUGUCAGCUCACAAGUAUAAAGGCAACAACCAAACUGUCGUGUCGCAUUUGAUUUCCCAACCGUUGAGCAUACACGUGCACCAUCCUUCACUGCAACCCAUAACGGAAAAUCCCUGUUCGUUAGCACCUUGUGAACACAUCUGCCUUUUGUCUCCAAGCAGUAGCACUGGUUACACUUGUAAGUGCAAGGCAGGUUUUAAAUUGAACUCGGACUCUAGGUGCAUCGAGGAAGACACAGCUUUCCUGAUGUUAAUGAGAGGGUCUCAAAUAGUCGAUGUUCCGUUAACACCUGGAGACAGCUCUGUCGGUUCUAUCACGCCAAUUGUGGGCAUUGAAAAUGGCAUACAAAUCGACUAUGAUAGGAAAAAUAAUCUAAUAUUCUGGGUGGAAAGUAAGGACGACCAGGGAGAAAAUUGUACCAUAUGGUCGACUCCAUACAGCGGAGGAAACAAAACUCAACUCCUUGGAAUCGACUCGGGAAUUGUAGGCUCACCUUCUACGGUAGCGUUUGACUGGUUAGGAAGAAACUUAUUUAUAGGAAACCGUUUAGCCAGUAACUUGGAAGUCGUAAGAAUUGACGGGAAAAUCAAGCACAGAAGUAUUAUAUUAGCCAACGAUGGUAACAAAACUUCAGUUGCCAAACCAAAGUCCAUUUGUUUAGACCCAACCGAUGGAAAAUUGUAUUGGACUGAUGAUGGUGGUUACGGAGUACCCCAGAAAAUCGGUAAAGUCAAUAUGGACGGGUCUAACCCAAUCAUACUUGUGGAUGAUAUUGAAAGACCAGAUGCAUUAACAAUUGAUAUCGACAGUAAAACUCUGUACUACAGUAUGCAAUUUCCACCUCUCAUAGGGACCAUUGACGUAUAUGGAAAUAAAAGAACUACUCUCUUAACGGAAGCUAAUCACAUAAACAUGCCAAAAGCCUUAGGAGUUAUUGGCAAUCGCCUGUUCUAUCUGGACCCCAGCUAUGAAAAAUUGGUACAAGUAGCUCUUCCCUCAGGUGGAAGUCCUAGAGCUAUUCUAGAAAACGAACCAGAUUUAAAAACAUUCACCAUCUUCAAGAAAAGACCUCUUGGUGACCAUCCCUGUUUACAAAAUAACGGCGGAUGUGAACACCUUUGUAUACCCGCAGAAGGCAGGUCUCGAACUUGUGCUUGUAGUAUCGGUUACAAAAAGGACGACAACAGUUGCUCCCCAUACAAAACAUUUGCCGUUGUGACGCAACUGGAUAUGACCAGAGGUUACAGUUUGAAAGACAGCUCGGAGGCUAUGGUUCCCAUAACGGGAACCGGCCAUCACAUCUUGCACGUAGAUGUGCACUAUGCCGAAAAUUGGAUAUACUGGGUGGAAUUUAACCGGGGUGUGUGGAACGGUAUAUUCAGAGUACGACCGAAUGGCACAGAAUUACAACACAUUAUAAAAGACGGCAUAGGAAGCAAUGGAAUUCGUGGUUUAACUAUCGAUUGGGUAGCUGGUAACAUGUAUUUUACAAACGUAUUCCCACAUGAAAAUUACGUAGAAGUAUGUUGGUUAGACGGAACCAACAGAAAAGUUAUUGUCAAAACAACCUCUGAUGCCCCUAGAGAACUAGCUGUAAAUCCAAUAAAACGAAUUCUUUACUGGAUCGAUUACGGGCAAUACCCCAGGAUAGGAAAAGCUAACCUCGACGGAUCCGACUGGCGGCCAAUAGUCACAUCCGGUAUAAGCAAUCCGAGAGAUUUAACAAUUGACAUGAACACUCACGAUGUGUACUGGGUCGACUCGAAGUUAGACAUGAUUCAAAAAAUAUCUUUCAGCGGUGCUCAUAGACAAGUUAUUCGUCGCAAUCUGCCAAAUCCGAUGGGCAUAGCAGUGUACAAGUCUGACGUCUAUUGGGUCGAUCGUAACUUAAAAGUUGUAUUUAAAGCAUCGAAAUUGCCAGGAAACACCUCUCUACCGACACGCGUUAGAACAAAUUUGGAUAAAUUAAGAGAUAUAGCAAUCUUUGAUAUCACUAAUCAGCCAACAGAUGACACGAAUCCGUGCAGAAAAUAUGGAAGCAGUCCUUGCAAGCAACUCUGCUUCGCUUUCCCCGUAGGUCUAGGGGCAGAUCAAGGACCUUCGUUUAGGUGUGAUUGCGCGAUAGGAAACAUCUCCAAGAAUGGUCACGAUUGUGAAUUCGUAAAUGAAUAUCUAAUUUUCUCGACUAGAACAGAAGUAAGGGCCAUUAAUUUAGAUCCACAUUCCACAAAUGUUCCCUUCAGCCCUAUAGGAAAUCUAACCAAUGUGGUAGGAAUCGAUUUUGACUAUAAACACCAGAACAUAUUCUUUACUCAAAUUAGACCGUGGGCACGUAUAGCUCAAAUGCCUGCCACUUCCCCGGAUGGUAAGUCUAUUAUUAACAUAAAAAACAAAGGUAUUAACCCUGAAGGCAUUGCGUAUGACUGGACCCAGCAGAAGGUAUAUUGGACCGAUUCUUCAAACCACAGUAUUUACUCAAUGAAUUUAGACGGAACGGAUCUAGUUAUGAUUGCAAGAGUAGAAAGGCCAAGAGCCAUCGUGAUCGAUCCGUGUAACGGUACCCUAUUUUACACCGACUGGGGCAAGUUUGGAACUUCGGGAAAAAUUUUAAGGACAACUAUGGCCGGGUCAUUAAAGAAAGUGAUAAUAGACAAGAAUUUAGCACAACCCUCAGGCUUGGCUAUAGACUAUGACGAUAAAAUGUUGUAUUGGACGGAUGCCGUUCGGGAAAAAAUCGAAAGAUCAGAUUUCAACGGAAAAAAUAGAGAAGUCUUGAUAACGGCUACUAUUUAUCCAUUUUCGAUAACAGUAUUUGGAAAUUACAUGUACUGGACUGAUUUACAACUAAAGGGUGUUUACAGAGCGGAGAAACAUACGGGUGCGAACAUGAUUGAAAUGGUCAAGAGACUGGAAGACAGUCCAAGAGAUAUUCAGGUCUACUCAGAGAAACGUCAAAGGUGUUCCGUAAAUCCUUGCAAUAUCAAUAAUGGUGGAUGUGCUCAGAGUUGCCAUCCGGGGCCAAAUGAUACCGCCGAAUGUAAAUGCGAUGAAAAUACGAAGCUGGUUAACGAAGGUAGAAUGUGCGUAAACAAAAAUUUAAGUUGUGAUUCCAGCAAAUUUUACUGCGGUAAUGGUAGAUGUAUUUCAAGAAUGUGGGCUUGUGAUGGAGAAGAUGAUUGUGGGGAUAACAGUGAUGAAGACACAAAGUAUUGCUCUUUCCAUUCGUGUUCUACAAAUGAAUUCCGUUGCGCUAAUGGCAGAUGCAUAUUCAAAUCCUGGAAAUGCGACCAUGAAAACGAUUGCAAAGAUGGGUCGGAUGAAACGGAUUGUCAGUACCCACCUUGUGAAGAAGGAGAAUUUACAUGUGCCAAUCACAGAUGCAUACCAAUGGCUCAGGUUUGUAAUGGAGUAAACGAUUGUAAGGACAACAUAACCUCUGAUGAAACGCAUGAAAGAUGUCCUCAAAACACGACGUGCCCCACUAAUCACUUGAAAUGUGAAAAAACAAAUAUAUGCGUUGAACCUUAUUGGCUUUGCGAUGGAGACAAUGAUUGUGGUGAUAACUCUGAUGAAAAUCCGUUACACUGUGCUCAAAGAACUUGCCCGCAGAGCAGCUUCAGAUGUUCAAAUCACCGUUGUAUACCUGCGACAUGGUAUUGUGAUGGAGAUGAUGACUGUGGGGAUGGAGCUGACGAACCACCAGAAUACUGUAAAAGUGAUGGCCGCACUUGUUUUGGAGACCUGUUCACUUGUGACAAUGGAAACUGUGUACCGAGGAUUUAUAUUUGUGACGGUGACAAUGACUGUUUGGAUAACAGCGAUGAAGAUAGUCGACAUGAAUGCAAUGAUAGAAAAUGUGACGAAGAAACAGAGUUCACUUGUGAAGCUAAUAAAGACUGGAAUCGGGCUCAGUGCAUACCAAGAAAAUGGCUAUGUGAUGGAGACCCUGACUGUGUAGAUGGCGCCGAUGAAAAUGCUACGUUGCACAAUUGCGCUAGCCCACAGCCUUGUAGUGAGGAACAAUUUACUUGUGCUAACGGCAGAUGUAUUAAUAAGGGGUGGCUUUGUGAUCACGACAAUGAUUGUGGAGAUGGUACCGACGAAGGAAAGGAAUGCAACUCAAAAUAUAAAACUUGCUCCACCGCAGAAUUUACCUGUCAGAAUUUCAAAUGUAUUCGAAAUCAAUACCGAUGCGAUGGAGAAGAUGAUUGCGGUGAUCAUUCUGACGAGGUUGACUGCAAAAAAGAAAACACGACGUGUGCCAUUCCAGGACAAUUUAGGUGCAAUAACGGCCAAUGUAUCGACUACCACUUGGUUUGCAAUAAAGUAUCCGACUGUUCGGAUGAUUCAGACGAACCUUUGCAUUGCAAUGUAGAUGAAUGCGCCAAAGUCGAAAUACAUCAGUGUGGACACAAAUGUAUCGAUACCCCUACUGGAUAUUAUUGCGAAUGCAAUCAAGGCUAUAAGCUAUUGGAAGAUGGCAAAGCAUGUUCGGAUGUAGACGAAUGUAUCGAAAAACCUGGAGUUUGUUCGCAAUACUGUUCAAACACUCCCGGAAGUUAUUACUGCAAAUGUAACGAUCAGUUUUAUGAACGGGAAACGGAUGAGCACACCUGCAAACGUAAAGACAAAGUUGAGCCGUGGAUUAUAUUUACGAACAAGUAUUACAUAAGGAACAUGUCCGUAGAUGCCCAUGUUUAUAAUUUGGUUCACCAAGACUUGAUGAAUGUCGUCGCGUUGGAUUAUGACAUGAUGGAACAGAAAUUAUACUUCUGCGACGUAACCGCAAAAACCAUAUAUAGAAGUAAAAUUGGUGGUGGUGAAAAAGAACCUGUUGUCCGUCACGAUUCGCACGGUUUAGAAGGUAUCUCAAUUGACUGGAUAGGACGGAAGCUGUACUGGUUGGACAGACACUCUAAGAAUCUUGAUGUUGCGGAGCUGAAUGGUACAAAUCGCAAGACCCUUAAAACUAGCAUACCCGAUCCGAGAGCCCUCGUUGUUCACCCGGGAACCGGUUAUUUAUAUUUCACUUCGUGGCACUUACAAGCUUAUAUAGGAAAACUGGGAAUGGACGGUUCAAAUUUCACUAGAAUCCUUAACUGGCAAGACGACAUAGCCUGGCCCAACGCUUUAACGAUAGACUUCUUCACGGAUCGUUUAUAUUGGGCUGACGCACAUUUGGACUACAUAGCGUUCUCCGACUUGGAAGGAAGACAUCGCCAUAUAGUAAUUUCAGGGAAUGCAGUACCGCACGUGUUCGCUCUUUCGCUGUUUGAUGAUUACAUCUAUUGGACGGAUUGGAACUUAAAAGCUAUUAGCAAGGCGAAUAAGUUUAAUGGAAAAAAUUUACAAGUUUUACGCAAUACUACGCACAAACCUUACGAUAUUCACGUAUUCCAUCCGCUGAGACAACUUCCGUAUAACAAUCCGUGUAGUAUUAAUAACGGUAAUUGUUCACAUUUGUGUUUGAUUGCCCCGCCACUCGCUUCUAGUUACUUAAAUAUUGACGGUUAUGGUGAGGAAGGCCAAACCACUUACAAAUGUGCUUGUCCAAAUCAGUUCUACUUGGCGCUCGAUGGAAGAACUUGUAUAGCUAAUUGCACGGCAGGACAGUGGCAAUGUAAAGGAAAUGAUGAAAAAUGUAUACCGUGGUUCUGGCAAUGUGAUGGAGAAAGAGAUUGUAAAGACGGGUCAGACGAGCCUACAACCUGCCCUCCCAGACAAUGUAGAGCGGGAACAUUCCAGUGUAAGAACGGAAAUUGUACUCCUUCUGCUACAAUAUGCGACGGUAUCGAUGACUGUGGAGAUAACUCAGAUGAACAGAACUGUGAUAAAGAAUGCCCUGAAUUAGAAAUGAAGUGCCGUUCAAACGGACGGUGCAUCUUAAACAGCUGGAAAUGUGAUGGAGACGCUGACUGCAAAGAUGGUUCAGACGAAGAUCCUGAAAUUUGUCACAAGCGUGCAUGUGACCCGGAUACUGAAUUCUCAUGUAAAAAUGGUCGCUGCAUACCUAAACUAUGGAUGUGUGAUUUUGACAAUGACUGCGGGGAUGACUCGGACGAACCAGCUUAUAUGUGCAGGCAGAAGAAUUGUACGACCGGCUGGCAGCGUUGCCCCGGAAGAGCUAAUUACAGGUGCAUACCGAAAUGGCUGUUCUGUGACGGUAAAGAUGAUUGUCGAGACAAUUCCGACGAAUUGCCAGAGAAUUGCCCACAGUGCAAUACUGAAACGGACUUCAAGUGCAAAAAUAACCGUUGCGUACCGAAGCAGUGGAGAUGUGACUUCUCCGACGACUGUGGGGAUGGGUCGGACGAGUUAGAGGAAGAUUGUAAAGGUGCCUACAGAGAGUGUUCAGAAUCAGAAUUCCGUUGUGCAAACGGCAAGUGCAUAUCAUCGCGUUGGCGCUGUGAUCACGAAGACGACUGUGGAGAUAACUCUGACGAAAGUGGAUGCAGCGGAUUCCAGUGUAAAAAUGGUACAUUCCAAUGUGCCUCUGGACACUGUAUCGCGUCAUACUUCCGUUGUGACGGCGAUCGUGACUGUAGAGACAUGUCAGAUGAAAAGAACUGCCCUCCCAGAUAUCCAGGUGGUAAAUAUUGCCCGGAAUCCAAAUUCCAAUGUGACAAUCACUUAUGCAUAAGUCAAGCAGAUCUUUGUGACGGAGCGGACGACUGCGGUGACGGUUCUGAUGAGUCUCCUGCGUUAUGCACAAACUUCAACUGUGAUACAUUGAAGAGAUUCCAAUGUGCCAAUCAUAAAUGUAUACCUCGUUAUCAACUAUGUGACGGAAUCGACAACUGUGGUGAUGGAUCGGACGAAAAUAAUAUGACGCUGUGCGCAACCAAAAUAAAACCAUGCAAUUCGUUGACCGAAUACAAAUGUGCCAACAAAAAAUGUAUCGACAGAAAGCAAGUGUGCGAUUUUGCAGACGAUUGUGGUGACAGCUCUGAUGAGUUAGGCUGUCAUCAUAAUAACGUUUGUUCGGAAGAUACCAAAGGAGGUUGCGAACACCACUGCAUGAAUCUAACAGACGGUGGAUACAUUUGCGCUUGUUAUUCAGGAUUUAUUAUAUCCAAAGAAAAUCGUAAGGUAUGUUUAGAUGUGGAUGAGUGCGCCACGGGUGCUCAUCACUGUUCCCAAAUAUGUACCAACUUGAACGGAACAUAUGCUUGCUCGUGUCUCGAUGGAUUUAAAUUGUCGGAUAAUUUGUCCGGAGUUUGUAAAUCUGAAAGGGAAGAUGUUGCUUUACUAUUUGCCAAUGGCCCAGAGAUUAGGUCGAUAGAUCUGAAAGACAGGGACGAAAUUGGAGUGAUUAUGGAAGAAAAGAGGAUUGAAGCUGUGGACUAUAAUCCCAACACAGAAAUGAUAUAUUGGGCGGACAGUUACGAUAAAACGAUAAAACGUUCAUUUAUGAUCGACGCAAAGGACGGAAAAGUAAAAGCUGGGUACGCGCAAGACCUGAAAAUGAAAGGAAACUCAAAACCGACCGCGUUGGCGGUUGAUUGGAUAAGUAAUCAUCUGUACUGGACGGAAACCGAUCGUGCCGGCUCUAAACCUAAAGGCAGAGUUAUGGUUGCCGAAUCCGACGGUAGAUACCGUAGGUCGCUUGUUAAUGUCGGCCUUGAAAAUCCCACGUCAAUUGUAGUGGAUCCUCAGUUAGGCAGAAUGUUCUGGACCGAUGCCGGUUCUGCUCCAAAGAUUGAGGUAGCUUGGAUGGACGGAUCGAAACGUAGGCCACUUGUUACAGAAGAAAUCCGUCAUCCCACCGGGUUGGCGAUCGAUUAUGCAAUGGGCCAUACACUGUAUUGGGUUGAUACGAAGCUGAACAAUAUUGAGACCAUGAACUAUGACGGCCGUAAUCGUAGGACGUUAAUAAGAGGAGGGAUGAUUAAACAUCCUAUUUCUUUAGACGUAUUUGAAUCCAAUCUGUACUGGGUCACGAAGGACACUGGAGAGUUAGUAAAGCAGGAUAAGUUUGGUCGGGGAGUCCCAGUAACCAUUCAGAAAGAUUUAUUGAAUCCUUCGAGUGUUAAAGUUUAUCACGAUCUUCGAUACAACAAAUCUUUAUCGAAUCCAUGCAGCAACCACCACUGUUCCCAUUUGUGUCUGAUAAUUCCAAAUGGUCACAGAUGUUCUUGCCCAGAUUCUUCUGCGCCCAGCCACAAAGUGAAAGCCGAUAUCGUCUGCGAUGCCGCGGCUGAACGCGAGAGGCCAGAACCUAGAAUUUGCGAAUGCCAAAAUGGAGGCAUAUGUAGAGAAUCCGAUGAAAAUAAUGAUUUAACGUGUGACUGUUUGCCUAAUUAUCAUGGACAAUUCUGUGAUAUUCACACUGCACAUAGUAGGGCGGGAGAUGAGGCGAACACCACAGCUAUCGUUGUUCCCAUCGUUGUUAUACUGUUAGUUUUGGGUGCAGCAACGGGAGUUUGGUUCUUCAUAAGAAAACGACCUUUUGGAAAAGGCUCCGGAUUAGGAAGCAUUGCCAGCAGUCAGAGUGUAUCCUUCAGACAAGGAACAAAUGUGGAAUUUGGAGCAAAUACAUUCAAUGCCAACGGGGGAGGUGGAGCUCCUGAACCACUUGACGUAGCGUAUAGUCUGGAUUCAGUUGGUAACAAAAAUAGAGAUUUCCAUAAUCCUAUGUAUGAUGCUGUCCAGAAUAAUCCCGACGCCAUUGGAAAUGGAAGUUCUGCGCUGUAUGAAGUACCUUCCGAGAUCGGGAAAAAUAAAGGCGAAACAUUUAUAGAACCCCCUAGUGCGGUCAUUGCACCUUCGAGUGUAACACACAGGUCGUCACCGCAAGUACAAGUGAAGCACCGUGAAUUAGACCCGGCAGCACAAGACACAGGGAAAGAUACCCAAAAGUUAGUUGAAGAAGACUGCUGAUACAAAGUAAAAAUUCCAAUAUUGCAAAUGAAUAUUAACUUUAGAUAAUGGUACUACCAGGUCAAAGAAUUUUAAAGUGACUCGAAAUUUAUCAAAAAAAUAUGUAUUAGUCACUAAAAUAAUUUAUUGUUUUUAUCAAGGUACAUUUUUUAACGAUAUUUGAAAUUUAAAAUUUUUUUAAAAUGACACUUGAAAUGAAGCAUAUAUUUUUAUAUUGUUGCAAGGAUUUAGUUCAUUCAAAUAGACUAGCCCAAUUAUUCAUACCUUUGAAAAAUUUGGUGUUAUAUAAAUAACUAAAGUGCCAUUGAUACAUAAAAAUAAAUUAUACGAAAUGAUUGCGCUAGUUUAGUUCGAUGAACAGAUUGCAGAAGUGGUUUAAUAUGAGCAACUAAAAUAAAUCUUCCAUUUAAAUAAGAUUUUUUGUAAAUAUAGAGUAUAAUGUAAUAUAAAAUUUUAGUAUUAUUUAGAACUCGAUAGGUAAUUUUUAUAAAAUGAAAAAUUAAUUUUAUAUAUCAGUUCUUUAAUAUCUAUUACUGAUGUGCACCGUCCAAUAUUGUUACAUAUUUCCGAAAUAAAUGUGGUAUUGAGUUUAGAAUCAUAAAAAAGUAUUGUUUUAAUUAGUUUGAAUUUUAUUGAAUUGUUAUUUAAUUCAUAUAAUUUUAUAUAAAAGGAACACAACUGUUGAUAUGUUGUACAUUCGCAUUAUGGUUAUUGUUAAAAUGUCCUUUAAACAGGAGACAAAAAUUUUCCAGACGAAACGUACUUAUACACAUUUUAAGAAUACCCAUAAUUUAUAUAUGUAAUUUAAUUUUGUUGCAAAUUAUGUAUAACUUUGUACAUAUUCUGGGAGCAAUCUGUUUUACAGUAAAUAAUAUAGAGGUUGUUUAUUA